This is a messenger RNA of Magnolia sinica, 4032 nucleotides long. RefSeq lists its product as uncharacterized. NCBI's taxonomy places the organism in Eukaryota, Viridiplantae, Streptophyta, Magnoliopsida, Magnoliales, Magnoliaceae. The record is from RefSeq and is a predicted model, not a curated record. Gene Ontology annotation, biological process: signal transduction. Bases 256 to 3849 code for a protein of 1197 amino acids. The transcript is spliced from 11 exons.
GAAAAAAAGAAAAAAACCUACAAUAGAAACACAUCCCUUCGGCGCGUGCGAUGCACUGAAAAGAAAGCAAGCGAGAAAGAGGAACGAAAGAUAGAACAUAAAAAGCAAAGGAAAGCAGACGUAGCAAACCAGCGUUCCGUUCCGUUGUAUUCCGACAUUUUCAUCUCUCUCUCUGUGUCUCCAUCCAUCCAUCCAUCUCCCGGGCGAUCGAUCGAUUCAGUGGGUUUUUUGGGGUUUUGGAAUCGUUCGAUCGGCAUGGCUGCUGAGUUCGAUUCCCCGUCGGAAUCCGGCAAGGUGGCCGGAAUCGCGUUAGAAUUUCCGGCGUGCGAGUCGACUUCUCCGACGAAGGUCCCUAGGCGAAUUCGGCAGCGGCUUCUUGAAAGCAGCCCCUCUUCUUCUUCCUCAACUCUCGAAGAAAUCGAAGCCAAGCUCAGAGAAGCCGAUCUCAGAAGACAGCAAUUUCACGAGUGGUUGUCGAACAAGGCCCGACCGAAGCCAAGAAGUCCAUCGUGGUCAUCACAAGAUGAAGACCUUGCACAGCGGCUUGAAGCGAAGCUUUAUGCAGCUGAGCAGAAAAGGAUGAAUAUUUUGGCAAAGGCUCAGAUGCGUUUGGCUAGGUUGGAUGAGCUGCGGCAAGCGGCAAAAACUGAGGUAGAAAUGCGUUAUGAGAAGGAACGUGAGGAACUAGGCACGAAAGUCGAAUCGCGUGUACAACAGGCGGAGUUGAACCGAAUGCUUCUUCUCAAGGCUUAUAAACAGAGAAGAGCUGCAGCUCAGGAAAGGACAGCCCAAUCUCUGUUGCAGAGGAGACUUCGAGAGAACAAGUACAAAGAACGUGUCCAAACUGCGAUGUGCCAGAAGCGUGCUGCCGCAGAAAAGAAGCGAUUGGGAUUAUUAGAGGCAGAGAAGACACGUGCUCGUGCUAGAGUGAUGCAGGUACGACGGGUGGCCAAGUCUGUCUGUCAUCAACGAGAGAUCGAGAGACGAAGAAUGAAAGACCAACUGGAAGAUCGGCUUCAAAGGGCAAAGAGACAGAGGGCAGAGUAUUUGAGGCAUAGAGGAAGUCCCUACAGUUCAACUCGCAUUAAUUGGAAUAAGAUGCACAAGCAUGGGGAUUUCCUUUCGAGAAAAUUAGCGAGGUGCUGGAGGCGGUUCCUGAAGUCUAGAAGAACUACUUUUGCUCUGGCUAAAGCUUACGAGGCCUUAGAAAUCAACGACAAAUCUGUCAGGUCGAUGCCAUUUGAGCAACUUGCUGUCCACAUUGAAUCAGCUGCAACCCUUCAGACAGUGAAAUCUUUACUUGAUCGGUUGGAGAGCCGUUUUAUGCUUUCACAGGCUAGUUUGUCGAGAUUGGACAACAUCGAUCAUCUGCUCAAACGUCUAGCUUCUCCAAAUAGAAGGGGGGGAUCUAAUAACACUGCUAAGACUAGAGGGACAAAGAAAGGAUCAAAGAAAGAAACAAAAAGCCUGGAAGUAAAUAAAUUGUUGAGGUACCCAACAAGAGUAGUACUCUGUGCUUACAUGAUUUUGGGCCAUCCGGAUGCGGUUUUCAAUGGGCAAGGGGAGUGUGAGGUUGCACUUGCCGAGUCGGCUGCAAAUUUCAUCCAAGAGUUUGAGUUAUUGGUUAAGAUUAUAUUAGAUGGUCCUUCGCAAAGCAAUAGUGCAGGCUCCUCAAGGCAAUCAUCUCCGGAUAUAAUGGCCGACAGUUUGGAUAUUGAGGAAUCUGCCCCAUCACCAACUCGACGGACCUUCAGAUCCCAGCUGGCAGCUUUUGAUGCAGCAUGGUGUUCUUAUCUGUACCGCUUUGUGGCGUGGAAGGUUAAAGAUGCAAGGUCUCUAGAGGAGGAUUUGGUUAGAGCUGCUUGCCAACUCGAGCUUUCUAUGAUGCAGACAUGCAAGCUUACUCCUGAAGGCAGCAGCGGCGAUCUUACUCAUGAUAUGAGGGCUAUCCAGAAACAGGUUUCUGAAGAUCAGAAACUUCUGCGGGAGAAAGUGCAACAUCUGAGUGGUAGUGCUGGCAUUGAACGGAUGGAAUGUGCUCUCUCGGAUACGCGGUCCAAAUACUUUGAAGCAAAGGAGAAUGGUAGCCCGACAGUGCCACCAAUUGCUCAUAUUUCAUCUUCAACACCCAGUUCUUCAGCUGGGCCUUCUGUUCCAGUCUCAGAGCAAAGGAGUCCUGUUGAAGGCAGUCAGAGCUCACACCGUGUAGUUCGCUCCUUGUUUAAGGAUGCCCCAUCCUCAUCCGAAGUCGCUUCAGCUGCUCCCAGAACUUCAGAUGCUCAGCCGAGUUCUUCUACGAGUGAGAAUUUAGUCACUGAGAAUGAACUGCUUGUUAAUGAAAUUCUCCAUGCGGGUCCUCGCGCAUUUGCUGAUAGCUUUGUUGUCAGCAAUGAAGAUCAGACUGUUAUCCAGGCAAAAAUUAAAGAGACAAUGGAGAAGGCCUUUUGGGAUGGAAUUGCAGAGUCGUUGAAAGAAGAUGAACCUGAUUAUGGUCGAAUAGUCCUACUCGUGAAGGAGGUGAGGGAUGAACUGUGCGAGAUGGCUCCUAAGAGUUGGAAGCAAGAGAUUCAUGAAGCUAUCGACCUGGACAUCCUUUCUCAGGUGCUUAAGUCAGGAACCCUUGACAUGGAUUACCUUGAGAGGAUCCUGGAGUACUCAUUAGCCACACUGCAGAAGCUUUCUGCUCCAGCGAAGGAGGAUGAAAUGAGAAAGGCCCACCAGAAUUUGUUGAGUGAGUUGGCAGAGAUAGCUUGUGCAGGUGGAAAAUUAAACAGCUCCUUUGUCAUUGCAACGAUCAAGGGCCUGCGCUUUGUUUUAGAGCAGAUUCAGGAGCUGAAGCGAGAAAUUAGCAAAGCACGCAUACGGAUGAUGGAACCGUUCAUCAAGGGUCCAGCUGGGUUUGAGUAUUUACAGAAGGCGUUUGCAGAUCGCUAUGGACAUCCAUCUGAUGCCGCAAGUUCUCUACCGCUGACAGUGCGGUGGCUUGAAUCUGUGCAUGCCAUUGUAGAAGAAGAGUGGGACGAACAUAAGGAUUCUCUCUCUGCUUUGACGAUGGGCAAUGCAGGUUCUUCUCAGGGACUUCCUCCAGCCUCCUCCCUCAGGACUGGUGGUGCUGUUCCAGUGUCAGGGAACCAGGUUCUGAUGGUUUCUCAUUCGCAGACCUCUGCAACAGGUGAUCAGCUACCAGAAUGCAACGGAGGAAGGGUUGAUAUGUUGGUGAGGCUUGGUUUAUUGAGGUUGGUUUGUGGGGUAGAAGGGAUGACCCAAGAGGCUCUUCCUGAGACUCUGAAGCUCAACUUUUCAAGGCUAAGGGCUGUUCAGAGUCAGCUUCAGAAGAUCAUUGUCAUCUCUACCAGCAUGUUGGUUCUCCGCCAAAUUCUGCUCAGCGAGAACUCAGCCACCAGUUCUACUAACGUGGAAGCCGUCAUCUCUGAUUCCGUUAAGAGGCUCUCUGAACUACUGGACCGUGUCACAGAUGCAGGCAUUGCCGAGAUAGUCGAAACGGCGCUUGAGCCAUCAUCCUCAGCCGAGGACAGAGAAAAGGCCAGCAGCAUGGAAAGGCUCCAGGCGAGGAAGAAGGUGAUGGCGAGCAUGUUGGCUAAGAGCCUGCAAGCUGGGGAUGCUGUGUUCUCUAGGGUGGCCCAGGUCAUUUACUUGGCGGCAAGGGGGAUCGUGUUCGGUGGAAGCACAACCAACGGAUGUAAGUUGGCGGACACUGCCCUGAGACGUGUGGGGUCAGCUGUUCUUUCUGAUCGUGUGGUGGAGGCAGCGGAGGUGCUGGUGGUGACAGCAAUGGUGUCGGGUCAGGUUCAUGGGCCAUGGUACUCGGUCCUGGUUGAAAAUAUUUGAUUAGUUGGAAAUUAUUCUUGUCCAUUUGCCUUUGUAAAUACAAAUGCAUGUCUAUAUUUAGUACAGUCAGUCUCUGGAGGAGGAAGGGUUGUGCAUUGUAAAAUAAUCUAUCCAUGAAGGUGGUAAUGUGUAAAAUUGAUGGUUUUAGGUUGAAAUAACAGAUUCGCUGAUGGUGUUUUAAAA